GCUGCUGAAGUAAACCAAAAACUACUGUGGACUUCGCAGAGUAAGAGAGAAUUCAAUAGUGUAUAGAGUUAGAGCUGAGUAUAAGACUAUUAGAGAAAAAGUGUCAUCCCACAAAACAGCCCUGAAAAUCUACACAAAACAUAAGAAUUGGAACUUUAAAUAAAAGAAUAUUCCAGAUUUAUGACUCUCUAGUUUCUUUAGAGGCUAGAUUGGACGCUGUAGAUCCUGAUAAAUUAGGAAUUGAAGACUCCAAUACCAAUUGCAUAAAACAGUACAAUAGACUUGAGGAUAAGCUUGGAUUUCUUAUUGGAUACACACAUGAGAUACUCCUGAAGGUCGGGAAACAAAAUAUGAUAGACCUGGAUAGCUCAGGUAAUUUCUAUUUUCUGGUAUUGCUACCACUGAAUCGAAAUCUUUGUUGAGGUAUUCCAACUAAAAAUUUAUUGACCAAUUACACAAGAAUAUACCCAAGCGAUAUGUCCUUUAUACAUCUCUUGCACUCGGAUCGAGUUUCCAAUCAAGAUAUUAAAUGUUCAACUCCGAAUAUAUUUGCUAUCUAUUUUGCAGAGCUUUGCCCUCUCAGAGAAGCAUUGAGACUAACUAAACCAAGUGUUUAA
Molecule: messenger RNA, 617 nt
Organism: Moneuplotes crassus
Lineage: Eukaryota; Ciliophora; Spirotrichea; Euplotida; Euplotidae
Source: the annotation of a GenBank genome assembly